AAAGCAGUGAUUGAUUUUCUGAAGAGAAGUACCAUUAAAUUUAUUCACGUGACACCCUUAUAAAGUCCUUGGUCUUGCUGAAUCUGUUAUCAUACUUUGCUACGUCUCUCGCUUUCUAUUUCUCUCUCUUUCUGAGAACUAAUUAUUGAAGUGAGAAGAUUGAAAAGAUUGGUAUUUGCAUGAAAAAAGAUGGCAGAAGAUCAUGAUGGAGGAACAUCAGCUACUAAAGGAAACGAUUACAACAACAAUGGCAAGAACAAGAAAGGAGCAGAUGAUCAGAAGGUGCCAUUUUACAAGCUCUUUUCGUUUGCUGAUAGAUUGGAUAUCGUUUUGAUGACAGUGGGAACGAUCGCAUCCAUUGCCAAUGGGAUGACACAGCCUCUCAUGACUCUCAUAUUCGGACAACUGAUCAAUUCUUUUGGUGCAACAGAUCCAUCCCACAUCGUAAAAGCAGUCUCAAAGAUUGCAGUAAGGUUUUUAUACUUGGGAGUUUAUGCCUGCAUCGCUUCAUUUCUACAGGUAGCAUGUUGGAUGGUGACUGGGGAAAGACAGGCCACCCGCAUUCGGGGUUUGUACUUGAAAACGAUACUGAGACAAGACAUUGGAUUCUUUGACACUGAAACAACUACCGGAGAAGUCAUUGGGAGGAUGUCAGGAGAUACUAUCCUUAUUCAAGAGGCAAUGGGCGAGAAGGUUGGGAAGUUUAUACAACUUGUUUCAGCUUUUAUUGGUGGGUUUGUAAUUGCAUUUACGAGAGGAUGGGAACUUGCCCUUGUUUUAUCGGCCUGCAUCCCUCUUGUUGUCAUUGCUGGUGGAACCAUGGCAAUGAUAAUGGCAAAAAUGUCAAGCAGAGGACAACUUGCUUAUGCGGAAGCUGGAAAUGUAGUAGAACAAACAGUCGGCGCCAUUAGAACUGUUGCAUCCUUUACCGGGGAGAAACAGGCUAUAGAAAAAUAUAACAGCAAGCUACUAAUCGCCUAUACUGCCACCAUUCACCAAGGGCUGGUAUCAGGCGUAGGACUUGGUGCAAUGUUGGUUGUUGUGUUUUCCAGUUAUGGACUAGCUGUGUGGUAUGGAUCUAAAUUGAUCGCACACAAAGGAUACAAUGGCGGACAAGUCAUCAAUGUUAUAAUAGCAAUCAUGACAGGUGGAAUGUCAUUGGGUCAGACAACUCCCAGUUUAAAUGCGUUUGGAUCAGGGCAAGCUGCCGCAUAUAAGAUGUUUGAGACAAUCAAACGGAAACCAAAAAUUGAUCCUUAUGACACCAAUGGAAUAAUAUUGGAAGAUAUCCAGGGUGAAAUUGAACUCAAAGAUGUGCAUUUCAGGUAUCCUGCCAGACCAGAUGUCCAGAUAUUUUCUGGUUUUUCAUUGCAUAUCCCGAGUGGCACAACUGCAGCCUUAGUUGGGCAAAGUGGGAGCGGGAAAUCAACAGUAAUUAGCCUUUUAGAGCGAUUCUAUGAUCCUGAUUCUGGUGAAGUUCUUAUAGAUGGAGUUGAUUUGAAAAAGUUGCAGCUCAGAUGGAUAAGGGGGAAAAUUGGGCUAGUCAGUCAGGAACCUAUUCUGUUUGCAACUACUAUCAGGGAAAAUAUAGCAUACGGAAAGGAAAAUCCGACCCACGGAGAGAUUAGAACAGCAAUUGAGCUUGCUAAUGCUGCCAAAUUUAUUGACAAGUUGCCACAGGGGCUUGAUACCAUGGUGGGAGAGCACGGAACUCAACUUUCAGGUGGACAAAAGCAAAGAAUUGCAAUAGCGAGGGCCAUCUUAAAAAACCCAAAAAUCCUCCUGCUUGAUGAGGCUACAAGCGCCCUGGAUGCUGAGUCUGAACGAGUUGUUCAAGAUGCACUGGUGAAAGUGAUGUCCAAUAGGACAACUGUGGUGGUGGCACAUCGGUUGACAACUAUCAGGAAUGCUGACAUGAUAGCAGUGGUGCACCAAGGGAAACUUGUGGAGAAAGGAUCGCAUGAGGAGUUGAUCAGAGAUCCAGAAGGUGCUUAUUCCCAGUUGGUUCGGCUGCAAGAGAGAGCUAAAGAAGGUGAAGGUGUUCCAGCCAAGGAAGCAGAAAAAUCAGAUGCAAUUUCCGAUAUAGAUAAGGCCAUUACCAGGUCCGGAAGCCAGAGCUUGAGCUUUUCUUUGAGAAGGUCUAUAAGCAGAAAUUCAUCAAGUAGCCGACAAUCCUUCACAUAUAAUUUUGGUCUUCCCGCUCCUGUUAGUUUUUAUGAGACUGAAGAAGCAGACGUAGAGAGCAGUGUAAGAGAGGAAAUUGACAUUGAAAGAAGCAAAAGUGUUUCUAUUAAACGGCUGGCCUCUCUUAACAAAACUGAGGUGCCAGUUCUAUUGGUUGGAUCCAUUGCUGCAGCUGUACAUGGAGUAGUUUUUCCUAUGUUUGGUCUCUUUUUCUCAUCAGCCAUUAAAUCAUUCUAUGAGCCAACUAGUCAGCUGUUAAAAGAUGCCAGGAUUUGGGCACUUUGUUAUGUUGGAAUGGGUUUAGUUACUCUAUUAGUUGGACCGUUGCAGAAUUAUUUCUUUGGAGUUGCAGGUGGGAAAUUGAUUCAAAGAAUUCGUUCCUUAACAUUUGAGAAGGUUGUCCACCAAAACAUCAGUUGGUUUGAUGAUCCUGCGAAUUCAAGUGGCGCCAUAGGAGCGAGGUUGUCUACUGAUGCAUCUACUGUACGAAAUCUCGUCGGCGAUACCUUGGCCCUGAUUGUACAAAACAUAUCUACUAUUACAGCAGGAUUAAUCAUAGCAUUCACAGCUAACUGGAAACUGGCUCUGGCAAUUCUAGCCGUAUCCCCAUUUAUGUUAAUUCAAGGAUACCUGCAGACGAAAUUUCUGAAAGGGUUCAGUGCUGAUGCAAAGUUGAUGUAUGAAGAAGCUAGCCAAGUAGCUAAUGACGCUGUUGGAAGUAUCAGAACUGUUGCCUCUUUUUGUUCAGAAAAGAAGGUGAUGGAUUUGUACGAACAGAAAUGUGAAGCCCCCAUGAAACACGGAGUCCGUCUUGGAGUUGUAAGCGGUUCUGGGUUCGGAUUCUCUUUCUUUGCUCUAUACUGCACAAACGCCUUCUGUUUCUACAUCGGAGCUGUACUUGUAGAGCAUGGGAAAGCAACAUUCGAACAAGUAUUCAAGGUUUUCUUUGCCUUGACAAUCUCAGCCAUCGGUGUUUCACAAACCAGUGCCUUGGCUCCUGACACCAAUAAAGCCAAGGAUUCAACAGCUUCAAUAUUUGAAAUUCUUGAUAGAAAACCCCCAAUUGACUCAAGUAGCAGUGCUGGCACUACACUAACCAAUGUAGCAGGUAAUAUUGAUUUAGAACAUGUCAGCUUCAAGUAUCCAACGCGACCAGAUAUUCAAAUAUUCAGAGAUUUGUGUUUGAAAAUACCGUCUGGAAAGACUGUUGCACUUGUUGGAGAGAGUGGGAGUGGGAAGUCAACUGUCAUCAGCCUCAUAGAAAGAUUUUAUGAUCCUGACUCUGGUCAUGUAAUAUUGGAUGGGAUGGAUAUCCGGAAGAUGAGACUAAGCUGGCUGAGGCAACAAAUGGGAUUAGUUAGUCAGGAACCGAUGCUUUUCAAUGAGACCAUCCGUGCCAACAUAGCCUAUGGCAAACAGGGAAAUGCCACGGAAGAAGAGAUCAUAGCGGCAACAAAAGCAGCAAAUGCACACAAUUUUAUCAGCUCAUUACCUCAGGGUUAUGACACCUCAGUAGGAGAACGAGGAGUGCAGUUGUCUGGCGGCCAAAAGCAGCGAAUAGCCAUAGCCAGAGCCAUAUUGAAGGACCCCAAAAUCCUUCUGCUUGACGAGGCAACCAGUGCUCUAGACGCUGAAUCAGAGCGUGUGGUGCAGGAAGCAUUGGACGGAGUUAUGGUGAACAGAACCACCGUAGUUGUUGCUCACCGCCUUACUACCAUAAAGGGUGCUGAUAUUAUUGCAGUAGUGAAAAAUGGAGUCAUCGCUGAGAAAGGAAGCCACGAGGCAUUGAUGAAGAUUACUGACGGGGCUUAUGCCUCCUUGGUAGCACUUCACUUGAGCUCUUCAACAUGAGUUGAAAACAACCAUUGGAAGAGCUUCUACCAUAACUUCACACCUUUCUUUUCAGUUAACACUCACACCGUGCAGAUGAAGAAGAUUUUCAAAUAAAAACUCCAAUCUCUCCAAAUAAAUUACUCUGAAAUCAAAUUCUUCCCGCUCAAGGGUAUUUAUAUAUGUUAAGUAACGACACGGAACUUGAUAUAGUGUUUUUUCUUUUUUUUUUUUAGAAUCCUUUUCCCUCUUUCCCUUAGACAUCAUUGAAUAACUACUUUCCUCCUGUUCAGAAACUAUAUCAGGUUAAUUAUGCGAUACUGAAGAGAAAUAAAUAUAACCUUUGUAUGGUUCAGAAGUCUCAAUU
Molecule: messenger RNA, 4381 nt
Organism: Durio zibethinus
Lineage: Eukaryota; Viridiplantae; Streptophyta; Magnoliopsida; Malvales; Malvaceae
Gene: ABCB9
Product: P-glycoprotein 9
Biological process (GO): transmembrane transport
Cellular component (GO): plasma membrane
Molecular function (GO): ATP hydrolysis activity; ATP binding; ABC-type transporter activity
Source: RefSeq, a predicted model, not a curated record